AUGGACGACUCAACUCAACAUGUUCGCAGCCACGUGAUAGGCCAAAUUCGAGAGAUCUUGUUCGACUUGCCCCCAGACGUUGUUACAGGAACGAUGCGAAUACUGGGUGAUACUCCUAAUAGUAUUCUUGAUCCGAACAAUUAUUUAGAAUCUAUACGUCCAUUUGCCAGCGAGGUGCAGGACGGCCUCCAUCAGUACAAUAGGAAUAAUACGACUCGUUUCCUUGCGGUCACAAUCUACCCCGGCAAACACUCCUAUUUUGUGGUCGAUCUAAACAACACCGAUUAUGACUACCAAACCGCCCAUGAAUGCAAGACACCAGUACCGGUCUAUGUCCUCCGCUUAUCGAAAAGAAAACCCACGAUCUUCCGAAAACGAGAGUUGGAUGGACAAAUCGCAGAGACUCUUCGGGUUAUGCACAAUAACCAUGGCCAGGACCCCCUAUCUUUAUUUGACAAUUAA
This is a messenger RNA of Penicillium psychrosexuale, 462 nucleotides long. RefSeq lists its product as uncharacterized. Lineage: Eukaryota; Fungi; Ascomycota; Eurotiomycetes; Eurotiales; Aspergillaceae. The transcript has a single exon. The coding region runs from base 1 to 462 and encodes 153 amino acids. The record is from RefSeq and is a predicted model, not a curated record.